Molecule: messenger RNA, 848 nt
Organism: Tinamus guttatus (white-throated tinamou)
Lineage: Eukaryota; Metazoa; Chordata; Aves; Tinamiformes; Tinamidae
Source: RefSeq, a predicted model, not a curated record
AUGGCUCUCAGAUUGCUGACAGGAGACCAGAGAAGGUGGAAGCUGGUGUCCUGGCGGUCGCUGGCGGCCACCUUCGUGCUCUGCGGGGGCCUGCUCGUGGCCAUGAAGAAGAUGAAGAAGAUGAAGGAGGAAAAGCUGGAGAAAGAGCGGAACCGAGGUAUUGGGAAACCACUCCUGGGAGGGCCCUUCUCUCUUGUUAAUCAUGAGGGACAGCCCAAGACCGACAAGGACUACCUUGGCCAGUGGGUGCUCAUCUACUUCGGCUUCACUCAUUGCCCUGAUAUCUGUCCUGAUGAACUGGAGAAGAUGAUUGAAGUAGUAGAAGAAAUUGAUAAAAUUCCAUCUUUGCCAAAUUUGACUCCACUCUUCAUCACCGUUGAUCCUGAAAGGGACAAUGAAGAAGCUAUUGCCAGAUAUGUUAAAGAAUUUUCUCCUAAGCUGAUUGGAUUGACUGGUACCAAAGAACAGAUUUGGCAAGUGGCCAAAGCCUACCGUGUGUAUUACAGCGAAGGUCCCAAAGACGAAGACAGUGAUUACAUAGUGGAUCACACAAUCAUAAUGUAUCUCCUUGGGCCAGAUGGUGAAUUUGUGGACUAUUAUGGCCAGAGUAAGAAGAGCACUGAGAUUUCUGCUUCCAUUGCUGCACACAUGAGGAAAUACAAAUCCUAAACCAGAAGAUUUUCCAAGAUUGAUGCAAACAUCCGCUGUAGGCUUGGCUGUAAUUGUGCAUUGUUUUCAGUGGAGUUACCAUUAUUAAAAAUUGGUAAACAGCCUUCCCAACGGAUGUCAUUUGCAUCAAGAUUUCAGCCAUGAGAUGAAACUUGGGACUGCUGUGAAACAUUGUUGGG